Ilex paraguariensis (yerba mate) is the source of this 1838-nucleotide messenger RNA. The record is from the annotation of a GenBank genome assembly. NCBI's taxonomy places the organism in Eukaryota, Viridiplantae, Streptophyta, Magnoliopsida, Aquifoliales, Aquifoliaceae.
AUGAUGAUGAUGAUGAUGAUGAUUAAGGGAGGUUGGUGCUACCUGGGCCUGGCUAAGGAAUGCUUGCUUUGUCUUGUCGCCGCGUGUCUUAAAGUUGCCUUGGGCUCUGCCUUCAUUAAAAGAUAGAGCAAGCAGUUGCCUUUUCAACACUCGAACAAACAGAGUUGCUCCAGCUUGAUUUCCAUUCUAUGUACACUUCUAUCUCUUUCUACAAGUUAGUGUCAACACCAGAUAAACGUAAAUGGAGGACCACCAUCCACCACCGAAACGAGUGGUGGUUUGCGGCGGCGGAGUCAUCGGAGUCUGCACCGCCUACUUCCUAUCCAAAAAAGGUGUCGCCGUAACCCUUGUCGAAAAAUCAUCCAUUGCCUGCGCUGCCUCGGGUAAAGCCGCUGGAUUCCUCGCCCUCGAUUGGUGUGACGGUGGUCCACUCUCGAAACUCGCUCGUGCCAGCUUCAAUCUCCAUCGUUCGCUUUCCCAAGAACUCAACGGCCCACAAUCAUACGGCUACCGUCCCCUCACCACUCUCAGCCUCUCCAUCACCGAGUCGUCUUCUUCAUCAUCCUCCCAAGAGCCCCACAAAAGCCCUAGCAGAAAUCUCCCUUCGUGGGUUGACGGCCCAGCUAAAGGCCCAAGAACUAUUGGGACAACAGAAACCACAGCCCAAGUUCAUCCUCGACUGUUCACUAAAACACUAUUGUCAAAGGCGGUUGAGGACCAUGAGGUUGAGGUGGUGAUUGGAAAAGUAGAGACGGUGGAAGUGGAGAGUGGAAAAGUUAGGGCGGUGGUAUUGGAGGAUGGGAGAGAGAUUCAGGCCGAAGCAGUGGUGCUGGCUCUUGGGCCGUGGACAAGUAAAUUGUCCCUUUUGGAUUCGAUUUUUAGGGUUUAUGGGCUUAAGGCCCAUAGUGUAGUGUUACAGCCCAAAGAGCCUGAUGCUAUUACACCUCAUGCUCUUGUUUUGAGUUAUUAUUCAGCUCAGGGAGGCAAGCCCCUCAACCCUGAAGUGCAUCCUCGUUCCACAGGGGAAGUGUACUUAUGCGGAAUGUUAACUGAAGCCGAUGUCCCAGACGAUCCAGAACAGGUGGCCCCUAACCCAGAAUCGAUACGGGUGCUUAAGAGAGUGGCUAAGAACGUAUCAAGCCAUUUGGAAGAAGGGGAAGCAACAUUGAAGGCCGAGCAAGCUUGCUUUUUGCCGUGUACCGACGAUAGUGUACCGGUUAUCGGUCAAGUACCGGGAGUGAAAGGGUGUUUUGUGGCAACUGGGCAUAACGCUUGGGGGAUUCUAAAUGGUCCGGCAACCGGAGUUGCUGUGGCUGAGCUUGUGGUGGAUGGUCGUGCUAGUAUUGUUGAUCUUACUCCUUUUAAUCCAGUCAGAUUUGUUGGUGGGAAGAGGUAGAUUAGUAUGGUAUAGACUACUCCCCCGUCAUAGUUGAUUAAAUAGAUUUACAAUUUCACGUUGCUUAUAUAAGGAUUACACUUUUUCCACUAUAGAGUGGUUGAUUUUGUUAAAAUUUGCAGAGAAUGCAGCUAGUUCAACUGUAUCUCCCAGCUCAUCAGAUGAUUCCACUGAUCACCAUCUAGCUCAGCCUCUUCUCCAGCUCAGCAUGAUCACGUAGAACACACUAGAAGGAUCUAGCAGAGCUCACUAGAAGAAUCCUGAGGCAUAUGGAAGUUGGUAGUUAGUUAGGAAAAUUUCUCUUAUGUGUAAAGCAUUUAGAUGAAUAAGUUUGGUGUGCACUUGUAGCUAGUAUAAAUACAGAUAUAUGUACAGCAAUGAGAAUAAUUCUCUUCUUCAUUUUUUCUCUCCUUAACCUUCUGCACCUUGUUCUUAAGAUUUU